This is a messenger RNA of Porites evermanni, 417 nucleotides long. The record is from the annotation of a GenBank genome assembly. NCBI's taxonomy places the organism in Eukaryota, Metazoa, Cnidaria, Anthozoa, Scleractinia, Poritidae.
GGUCAGAUCCAGUUCAUUUCACCGUACAGCGGCAAGAAUAUUACGGCAUUUAUAGGAGAUUCAGUGCAGUUCACCUGGAGUUACUCUGGGGGUGCCAGUCUAAUUAAAAGAGUAACAUGUGGUCUUAAGCAAGAUAACACAGAAGCCAUCGAUCCUAAUGGUAUCCUUGUAUCUGUAAAUACUAAGACAGGACAGAACCAGCAGCUUGUUAAUCUUCCUGUAAGGUACAAUGGACGAGUAAGUUGGACUUUCAGUGGUGAUCAGUCCUCUGGACAGCUUAAUUUCACACUUGCUCCGUUAGAAAAUGAUGAUGACAGAUUUUACAGCUGUAUGUUAGAUCCAGUCAGUAGCUUUGAAUUUCAAGUAUUCGAUUAUGUACAUCUUGUUGUUCAAGGUGAGUUGCCCUUAUAUAUUUAA